AUGCCAUAUUUAUGGCUGAAAAGUCAUAAAGAUUAUUCCAAUCAACCACUUCGUACUGAAGGAUUCCGGGUGUUGUUGGAAAUUUAUAAAACCUUCGAUGAAAAGGCUACAGUCAAAACAAUAAAACAGAAGUUGAUGAACAUGCGCACCAAUUACAAUAAAGAAUUGGCUAAGGUAAAUGCUUCCCAACAAACUGGCGCAGGGACAGAUAAAAUGAGUGAACCAUGUCGCAUAACACCAGAGAGCAUCGAAGAUGAGGAGGGCUCCAAUUCAUCUGACGAAGACAUUCCAAGCCAGCCAAUCGGAUCGAUUGCUUCAACUUCUAGAGGACAUAGCGUAGAGAAAAAAAAGAAACACUUCUACAAAAACAAGAAAGAAUUAUUAAAUCUGCUGAAGUAA
Arctia plantaginis is the source of this 399-nucleotide messenger RNA. NCBI's taxonomy places the organism in Eukaryota, Metazoa, Arthropoda, Insecta, Lepidoptera, Erebidae. The record is from the annotation of a GenBank genome assembly.